Molecule: messenger RNA, 2631 nt
Organism: Dovyalis caffra
Lineage: Eukaryota; Viridiplantae; Streptophyta; Magnoliopsida; Malpighiales; Salicaceae
Source: the annotation of a GenBank genome assembly
AUGUGGAUCAAGAUGUCCGAGAAGUUUCCUUAUUCUACUUUGGACAGCGUUCAAAAGCUUAUUUUGUUACAGAAUUCGAAGAGAAGGCAGAGAGGUGAAAUUUAUCAACAUCAAGAGGUUCAAGGGACGACAAGAUCACGUUCUAGAAAACCGCCUCCUCAUGGUAGUUGGCAGCCAACUGUACCUUCAUGGGAAAAGAGAUUCUGCUAUUCAGUUGGUUCAAUUCCAUGGGGAAAGCUCCUGGAAACCAAAAGAUCUAUGUACCUUUAUGAGAAUGUAGUUCAGUGGAAUGACUCUGCUGGUGAAGAGGCAUUUCAUAAUGCUAAAAAUCGAUUUUGGGCAGAGAUUAAUGGCCUACCUUGCAACAUAUCGUUGCCUGAUCCUGAUAUUUAUAUUGAUCAAAUUGAUUGGAACUCCAAUGUUGACUCUGAAUUGCUUUUAGACUUGGAGCGCGAACCAAAAGAUCACGAUGAGACUAGCAAACGAGAGGAGGUUGUGAUUAUUGCUGAGGAAGAAUUUCAAAAGGUUCCUGAUUCGGCAUUGGAUCCUGGACAUGGGGUUUUCAACCAUAAAGUCACUAAUUAUGAAAACCCCUGGGGAAUGAAUGUUCCUUUUCCCAAUGAAGCCACGAACGAUGAUGGAUGGAAUUGUUGGAAUGAUUCAUUUGGUCAGGGCAAUGAUGAGUGGGAUGUUAAUAAUGACUGGACGAAUGUUAAUGCUGGAAAUGGUGGUGAUGGGGGAACAUGGGAUGGGUAUGGCCAAAAGAGGGAAGAUGCUGGUUGGCACAUGUCAAGGUAUAAAACCUCCAGGUUUCAUGGUGAUGAAUAUCCAAUGGAUCGUGGAUUGUGGAGGCAUGGAAGAGUUUCCGCUUCUCCUCCCAGAAAUACAGUUUUCUCUGGCGAUAUAAAGGUUGUCAUGGCAGCUGAAGAGGAAAAUCCCACUUCAUCAAAUUUACCCGAUGAAUCUUCUGCUGUAGUCCCGGAUGAUGAACCAAUGAUUGAUAACUCUAGUCCUAUUCCACCAAUCAUUCCACCAGUACCCCCAUCUUCGAUACCGGCUGUGCCUCCUAUUGCUCCGAUACCUACAGUUCCUCCCCGCCCAUUAGCACCUCUCCCCAUCCGUCCGCCUGUCAUUAGGCCACCUGGGGUGCAAAAUGGUGAGAUGAGAACUAGUGACUCGGAUUCUGACCAAGAGGAAUCAAGUCCCACUGGGACUACCAUGGGAUCAACUGGGGGUUAUGAAGUUUCAGAAGCCAGCAGACUAGUGAGAGAAAGGCAGCAGAAGGCAAUGCAGGACUUUAUGAUGAAGAAGCGUGCUGCUGCUCUGGCAGUGCCUACUAAUGAUAUGGCAGUUAGGACUCGUCUUCGCCGGCUUGGUGAGCCUAUAACUCUUUUUGGAGAACGAGAGAUGGAGAGACGGGACAGGUUGAGGAUGCUCAUGGCAAAGUUAGAUUCUGAAGGGCAGUUGGAGAAAUUGAUGAAAGCUCAUGAGGAAGAGGAGGCUGCUUCUACUGCUGUAGCAGAGGAUGCUGAGGAAGAAAUGGUUCAAUAUCCAUUCUACACUGAAGGGUCGAAAGAGCUAUUGGAUGCUAGAAUUGAUAUUGCAAAAUACUCUAUUUCGAAGGCAGCUUUGCGUCUUCAACGUGCACGGAGAAAAAGGGAUGACCCAGACGAAGAUGAAGAUGCAGAGAUUGAUUGGGCUCUGAAGCAGGCGGAGAGUUUGAGUCUUAAUUGCAGCGAGCUUGGGGAUGACCGACCACUCUCUGGUUGUUCCUUCUCUUGUGAUGGGGAAAUGCUUGCUACCUGUUCUUUAAGUGGAGUUGCUAAAAUAUGGAGUGUGCCUCAAGUAACAAAGGUUUCUACCUUAAAGGGACACACAGAACGUGCAACUGAUGUCGCCUUCUCGCCUGUGCGCAAUCAUUUGGCAACUGCCUCCGCUGAUCGAACUGCAAGGUUGUGGAACACUGAUGGUUCUCUCCUGAAGAAGUUUGAAGGUCAUCUAGACCGUCUUGCUCGCAUUGGUUUCCAUCCAUCAGGGAAGUACUUGGCCACCACGAGCUUUGAUAAGACAUGGAGACUGUGGGAUAUAGAUUCUGGUGUGGAGCUGCUUCUUCAAGAAGGUCACAGUCGGAGCAUUUACGGAAUAGCUUUCCACCAUGAUGGAUCAUUAGCAGCAUCUUGUGGAUUGGAUGCACUAGCACGUGUUUGGGACCUCCGUACUGGGAGAAGUAUAAUGGCAUUGGAAGGCCAUGUCAAGCCGGUUCUUGGAAUCAGCUUUUCACCCAAUGGCUAUCAUUUAGCGACUGGCGGUGAGGAUAAUACUUGCCGGAUAUGGGAUUUAAGGAAGAAAAAAUCAUUAUAUAUCAUACCAGCACACUCAAAUCUCGUAUCACAAGUAAAAUUUGAGCCCCAAGAAGGCUAUUAUCUGGUCACAUCAUCAUAUGACAUGACUGCUAAGGUUUGGUCUGGCCGAGAUUUUAAGCCUGUCAAGACAUUAUCAGCACAUGAAGCCAAAGUUACAUCUCUGGAUAUCAGUGCAGAUGGACGUCAUAUUGCGACUGUCUCACAUGAUCGAACCAUCAAGCUGUGGUCCAGCAGAAGCAAUGAAAAAGAUGCUAUGGAGGUUGAAUGA